ACUGAAUCUCAUGAAAAGAUGGACCUUAUGGUGUAAUGCUUUUAAGUGAUAUUUAAUUUUGGGUUCGCUGGCUUGUGAAGGUUUGUGAAGAAAAAAGAAAAAGGCGGGAUUUGGGCCAUGAUGUGGUAGCUUAGCUUGGCCCAGGCAGUUGCAGUUUUCUUUUAUAAUUUGUCAAAGUGGGGGUUUAGGUUAGGGUUUUGGAUCAACUAGAUAUGAAACAAUUUCUGAGGAAGGCUCCUUUGCGAAACUCAAUAAUUCGGACCCUAGCUUAUGCUGCUUCCGGGUCGGGGAUUCUCUAUGCAAACAUCAAUUCUGAUUCUGAAAUCAAGAAUUAUUACUGUUUAUGUGUUACAGACGCGGCAGUAUCGCUGUCCUUUCCUGCGCAUUUGCGUGAAUCUCUAUCAGAGGCUUUGAUCUCUUUGAAUCCUUCAUUUAUUUGUGCAGAUAACUGGCACUUUGGAAAUCUACCAUUAUUUUCUUCUAGAGCUAGUCCUGUUCCAGCAGCGGACAUAGACAGAGAGAGUUCCGGUUUUGCUGGAGAGGAUAAAAAACCAAGUUGUGGAUGUCUAGGUAGAGACACUAUAGCCGACGCUGCUGCUAAGGUUGCGCCUGCUGUUGUCAAUCUAUCUGUCCCACUAGGAUUCUAUGGGAUUAGUACUGGAGAAAGUAUUGGCUCUGGGACUAUUAUUGAUUCAGAUGGCACUAUCUUAACUUGUGCUCAUGUUGUGGUGGAUUCUCAAGGCAGGAGGGCUUUAUCCAAAGGCAAGGUACAUGUGACUUUGCAAGAUGGUCGGACAUUUGAGGGUACUGUAGUGAAUGCUGAUCUACAUUCUGAUAUUGCUAUGGUGAAGAUAAAAUCUAAAACACCACUGCCUACGGCAAAGCUUGGAUCUUCAAGUAAGCUUCGCCCUGGGGACUGGGUAAUAGCUAUGGGCUGCCCACUUUCACUUCAAAAUACUGUCACAGCUGGUAUUGUAAGUUGUGUUGACCGUAAAAGCAGUGACUUGGGUCUUGGAGGCAUGCGAAGAGAGUAUUUACAGACAGAUUGUGCAACCAAUGGAGGAAAUUCUGGUGGGCCACUUGUUAAUGUUGAUGGAGAAGUUGUUGGUGUUAAUAUCAUGAAAGUAGUGGCUGCAGAUGGAUUAAGUUUUUCUGUACCAAUUGACUCGGUGACCAAAAUCAUAGAGCAUUUGAAGAAGAGUGGGAGAGUGAUUAGGCCUUGGCUUGGCUUGAAAAUGAUUGAUCUCAACGAGAUGAUCAUUGCUCAACUUAAAGAGAGAGAUUCCAGAUUUCCUAAUGUCAAUAGAGGCAUUCUUGUACCCAUGGUAACACCGGGGUCGCCUGCCGAUCGUGCAGGAUUUCGACCUGGGGAUGUUGUAAUUGAAUUUGACAGGAAGCCUGUUGAAAGCAUCAAGGAGAUUAUUGAAAUUAUGGGGGACAGGGUCAGGAUUCCGUUGAAGGUAGUUGUGAAAAGAUCAAAUGAUAUUUUGGCUACUCUGACUGUUAUUCCAGAGGAGGCAAAUCCAGAUAUGUGAAUCACACAAUGACUCUCUUACUGAGACAUGCUAACCUCCGAUCCGCUUUAUGAAAGUGAAGUGAGGUGGCCCCCCGAGUUGAGAAUUUUUAGUAAAAUUGGUUAUUUCAUUUAUACGUAUGAGGAAGAACUUGCAGUGGAAGAUACAACAAAAAACAUUUUUGUGGAGGAUCAAUUUUAAUACUUAUUCUGUUUGUCCUUUGGUUGGGUUUACUUAAGCAAUGGGGUAUUGAAGAAUCAUUCAUCUUGGGAAAUAAUGGAAAGCUGAAACCUUGGACUUAUCAUGCCUUGUCUCCCUCUCUUCAAUUUUAAUCAACGGUUUCUCUUUUUGGUCCCUGUGAAAA
Ricinus communis (castor bean) is the source of this 1878-nucleotide messenger RNA. RefSeq names its product putative protease Do-like 14. The transcript is spliced from 11 exons. The coding region runs from base 213 to 1535 and encodes 440 amino acids. Gene Ontology annotation, molecular function: serine-type endopeptidase activity; protein binding. Gene Ontology annotation, biological process: proteolysis. NCBI's taxonomy places the organism in Eukaryota, Viridiplantae, Streptophyta, Magnoliopsida, Malpighiales, Euphorbiaceae. The record is from RefSeq and is a predicted model, not a curated record.